Messenger RNA from Octopus sinensis (East Asian common octopus), 1156 nucleotides. RefSeq names its product ankyrin repeat domain-containing protein 45-like. The transcript has 4 exons. Gene Ontology annotation, molecular function: protein binding. The record is from RefSeq and is a predicted model, not a curated record. The coding region runs from base 182 to 886 and encodes 234 amino acids. NCBI's taxonomy places the organism in Eukaryota, Metazoa, Mollusca, Cephalopoda, Octopoda, Octopodidae.
AGAUUAAGUGUGAGACAAACUUACCGCGAUAAUUUCAAAGUAGUCAGCUGGUGGUAACUAUAACAACGACUAACAAUAUGGCGUCACAACAGUCGGAAACUUCGUCCAAUGAGUUCUUUUUCUAAAUUAUUUUCUUGUUCAUCUCAUUCUUCAAACAACAAAGUCAAGAUUUAUCGCAGCAAUGAUGAAAAAAAUAACUGAAGAUGUAGAAGUGACAGAAGAAGUCAGUACUUCAGAAAUCUAUGUUAGCCCAGACGAAACUCCUAUCACCCAUUGUAUUCUACAUAACAGCGUUAAAAUUCUGGUCGAUACGUUAAACGAUGAAGAAAAUGAAAUGUUAGUGCCUCCGUUAUUGAACGAACGCAAUGCUACGGGUAAAUCACCGUUGGAGUUGUGCGCUAUUCUGGGACGAACUGACAUCAUGAGAGAGUUGUUGUCAAAGGGAGCGGACGUCAACCUAGCCAACUGUGAAGGGUACACUCCUGCUCAUUAUGCAUCUGCCUGGGGUCAAGUUGCUGUUCUCAAAAUCCUGACAGAGUUUGGUGCUGAUCUUACAAUAACUAAUAUCCGUAGUGAAAGCCCAAAGGAUAUAGCCCAACGUUAUGGAAAAGUUGAAUGCAUUGACUUCAUUGACUGGGCUUUUGCCAAAGAAAGUCUUUUGGCCAGAAUAAAAGCUAUACAAGAUGUACUUAUUGAACCAGAGAAAAAACCCUCUAGGGAAGAAAAGAACCUUAUUAUAAAUUCUUGCAAAGAAAAACUGGCAUGGGUUGAAAAUACUCCUACAGCAACAACACAAGAAUUCAUCUCACAGCAAGUUGCUUUGGAUACUGCAUUGUCUGCUGUACUAUCUAAAGUUACCAAAAAUCUGAAUAAAUCAACAGUCUGAGGGUGUACUAUCCAAAAUAGAUUCCUUUUCAGAGAUUCCAGUUCACUCUGUUCUUAAUAUUAUUGAUUUGAUUUAUUAUCCAGACAUUGAUAAUGAAUACUUGUUCAUCAGCCAAUUUAUAGGGUUUCCUUUGUAUUGGAAAUAAAUCAAUGUUAAUUGCUGAUAGUUCAAAAAGACAAGAAAAUUAUUUAUCAGAGGUGAGUAAUUAUAUCUUAGACUACCAUUUGAUACUUUUUCCUUUCUAAUAAAAUGAACAUAAAAUAACAGAGA